CUGGUCUAUAUUAGAAUUCUAAGUUUGUCUGGUCAAAAUUAGAAUUCCAGUUUUGUCUAAAAAAAUACUGGUCUAUAUUAGAAUUCUAGUUUUGACCAGACAGAAUUAGAAUUCCAAUAUAGACCAGUAUUUUUUUAGACAAAACUGGAAUUCUAAUUUUGACCAGACAAACUUAGAAUUCUAAUAUAGACCAGUAUUUUCUUAGACAAAAUUGGAAUUCUAAUUUUGACCAGGCUGAAUUAGAAUUCCCAAAUAGACUGAUAUUUUUUUUUUGGGCAGAAUUAAAAUUCUAGUUUCGACCGGAUAAACUUCGAAUUUCAAUUGAAUUUUUUUAUCUUCAUCUGAACUCUAAUACUGUUCAAAAAAAAAUACUAGUAUAUGAUAGAAUUCUAAGUUCGUUCGGUCAAAACUAGAAUUUCAAUUCUGCCCAAAAAAAAAUACUAGUCUAUAAUAGAAUUCUAAUUUGGUCUGGUCAAAAUUAGAAUUCCAACUUUGUCUAAGAAAAUACUGGUCUAUAUUAGAAUUCUAAGUUUGUCUGGUCAAAAUUAGAAUUCCAGUUUUGUCUAAAAAAAUACUGGUCUAUAUUGGAAUUCUAAUUCUGUCUGGUCAAAACUAGAAUUCUAAUUUUGUCUAAAAAAAUACUGGUCUGUAUUGGAAUUCUAAUUCUGCCUGGUCAAAACUAGAAUUCCAAUUUUGUCUGGUCAAAUUCUAAAUUUGACUCAAUUCCAAUUUUGACCCCAACAUAUAUACAGAAACUACUUGAAACUGUUAAGCAUAUUCUUGUAUAUCAAUAAAUAGAUUUUGACUUUUACUUUUAUUAUGUCAUAAAUUCUUCUCAAUUAAUUGUUUUAUUGAUCAUUUAGUCCAAUUUUUAUUGAUAAAAAUAAAAUAUAUCUCGAUCAUAUUAUUAAUGAAUCUGAUGGAUCAUAUUUUGAACUUAAAGAACGACAUUUAUGCAAAAUUGAUACCGUUCAAGCUAAAAAUCUUGUUCAGCCAGGGGAUACAUCUUCUGAUAAUGCUGGUCAAGAUAAUCGAAAUUUAUGUGAUGAAGGUACUGUUAAUCAAGUAUUACAACAAGAAGAAAUCGAACAAUUGAAAUCUGAAGGUGUAUCAGGUCAAUCAAUCAUUUCUCAACUUGUAUCCAAAAGUGCAACAUUUGACAAGAAAACUGUUUUUUCACAACAAAAAUAUCUAAAUAAAAAAAAGAAAAAAUAUAUUCAAAUCUAUCGAGCAUGGAAACCAAGUAUUCGUCUAUUAUGUCAAGCAUAUACACAUGAUCUUCAAAAAAUCAUGUAUUUAAGACGUGAUACAUUAGCUAUGCUUUUAUCAUUAUCAAAUGUGAAUCAUGGUUCAAAUAUUGCCAUUGUUGAAUCAUGUCAAGGACUUAUAUUAGCUUCUGCUAUUCAACGUUGUGCUGGUGGUGAUGGUUUAAUAUUUAAUUUAACACCAGCUGGUGAACAUAAUUCCACUUCUCCAUGUUGUGAUUUUAUGGAUUUUUCAAGUGAAUCUACAGCGAAUGUUUAUACAAUUCCUAUUGAAAAUAUUGGUGAUACAAAUGCUGUUGAACGAGCUAAUCAAGUAAAACCAAAACAAGAAGAACCAACUGAAAAAUCUUUACAAGCAUUAGCUCGACGACAACGACGUUUUGAUGGUUUACAAUUAUUUGAAAAAACAAAACUUAAUAGUUUAAUUAUUGCAAGUAAAUAUGAUUCAUUAUCAAUUUUACAACAUUUAGUUGAUUACCUGGCAAUAUCUUCACAUUUUGUCGUUUAUUCUCAAUCUAUUCAAACUUUAUUAGAAUGUUAUCAAUUUUUGAAAAAACAUGGUGGAACUAUUCAUGUUGAAGUAGCUGAUUCAUGGUUACGAGAAUAUCAGGUUAGACUAUCUAAAUAAUAAUAGUGACUAGUAAAACAGAUGACAUAGAACUUUUAAAAUCAUGAAAUAAUUGUGAUUAUACGUUAGAUCGAAAAAUGAAAUAGACCUAAAAUUUUUAUGAUUCUGCUUUGCUUGUUGAUUCAUAAAUAUAUCAAAUUAAGAUUCAUCUAUUUCUUGAAUAUGGAGGAGAAAAAAAAAGCAUUUUUUUUGUUCGAGUCUAUCAUGUUACAACAGAUGGUCAUAAUUGAAUUAGAUUUAUUCUAAACUAGUCAACAUAUAUAUGUAUCCAGAAUGAAUCAUUAGUAUCAAUGAAACAUGAUUUUACAGUCUAAAGAACAGUAGUAUGGUUCAUUUGAUAUUCAUUGAAAUUCAGUAAAAUAUAAUCUUCGCUUCAGUAAUAUUAUUUUUAGUUGUAAGCACUGAAGCGGAAAAAAAAAGAAAAUUUAAACCUAAAAUUCGAUGCAUGGUUUCAUUAUAGUUGUCUCUUAAAUUUUUUAAAAAUCUUACUUAAGUUAAUAAUCGGAAAUGAAAUUUUUUG
Molecule: messenger RNA, 2413 nt
Organism: Adineta steineri
Lineage: Eukaryota; Metazoa; Rotifera; Eurotatoria; Adinetida; Adinetidae
Source: the annotation of a GenBank genome assembly